AUGAACGAGGAACAAGCAUCUGAAAACAGGCAGCUUCAAGAUGAAGAAAUGAUGGCAUUGGAAGCUAUUUUUCCCGAGGCAUUUGAGCGAGACACAACAUCCACCAACGCGUUCAAGUACACAUUGAAUCUGGAUGAAGAUGAGCCCGAUUUGCGAUCACCACGCAAAGUAGUAUUACGUUUCUUCCUGCCACCCACCUACCCGAACCAAGACAUGCCCGUGUAUGAACUAUCUUCCAUUUACUGUGGUACCAAAAAGAUUGACGAUGCGAUGCUGGAUGAGAUUGAUGCCGGUUUUCAGUCACUAUUUCAUCCUACCGAGGUUGUUUUGUUUGAAUGGAUUAGUUGGCUCCGAGACUAUCUGGAAGAUCAAGUAGAGAAACAAACCAAUGAAGAUCACAACGAGAGUGCCGAUCCAUUAGCACAAUCAAUGGAGCAACUCAAUGGAGCAGAAACUGGACACAGCAAGGACAGUGAGGAAACAGUGUUUGAUUACAAUCCAGAGGAUUAUGUGUACAAGAAACCUGUGCAUGACCUGCCAGAAGACCAAGAUGAAGAUGAAGCCCAUGAUAGACCUACUGUUAGAUCCUUAAUGCAGCCCAACAAAUACCAUACUGAAGCAGCCCCGCCUAUUUUCACAAGUGAAGCUCUGGUGGAUCGAAAAUCAUCCUUUGUUGCCCAUGUAGCAACAGUGCAUACAGUACAUGAAGUCAAAGUGGUGGUUUCACACCUGUUACAGAACAAGAAGAUUGCCAAGGCGACACACAAUAUACUGGCAUAUCGGAUCACCAUGCCUGAUGGAAAAGUGCUACAGGACAAUGACGAUGAUGGUGAAUCGGCUGCAGGCGGCCGCCUUUCGCAUUUAAUGCAGAUACUAGAAGUAGAGAAUGUAGUGGUGGUGGUCACUCGAUGGUUUGGUGGUAUCCAUCUGGGGCCAGAUCGAUUCAAGGACAUCAAUAAUGUAGCACGGACAGCGUUGGAUGCAUGUGGCUAUAUCAAAGAUAAACAUGUCAGGGGAAACGGGAGCAGUAAUAAUAAUAAGCACAAGAAGAGCAAUAAAAAAUAA
Mucor velutinosus is the source of this 1065-nucleotide messenger RNA. RefSeq lists its product as uncharacterized. The record is from RefSeq and is a predicted model, not a curated record. Gene Ontology annotation, biological process: GCN2-mediated signaling; regulation of translational initiation. Gene Ontology annotation, cellular component: cytoplasm. Lineage: Eukaryota; Fungi; Mucoromycota; Mucoromycetes; Mucorales; Mucoraceae. The transcript has 2 exons. Bases 1 to 1065 code for a protein of 354 amino acids. Gene Ontology annotation, molecular function: protein binding.